AUGUCCUCUAACGACGUCCCACGUGAACCGGAGCAGCUCCGCAAGCUGUUCAUCGGGGGGUUGAGUUUCGAGACCACAGACGAAAGCUUGAGGGCUCAUUUUGAGCAAUGGGGAACGCUAACUGAUUGUGUGGUCAUGCGGGAUUCAAAUUCCAAAAGAUCCAGAGGCUUUGGCUUUGUGACCUACUCAUCCGUGCAGGAGGUCGAUGAUGCCAUGAUUGCUCGCCCCCACAAGGUGGAUGGCAGGAUAGUUGAACCAAAACGUGCAGUUUCUAGAGAGGACUCUAACCGGCCAGGUGCCCACAUUACAGUGAAAAAAAUCUUUGUUGGGGGGAUCAAGGAGGAUACAGAGGAGCAUCAUUUGAGAGACUACUUUUCCCAGUUUGGCAAAAUUGAAGUAAUUGAUAUUAUGACUGACCGUUCUACUGGAAAGAAAAGGGGAUUUGCGUUUGUGACAUUUGAUGACCAUGAUGCUGUGGACCGGAUUGUCAUUCAAAAGUACCACACAAUUAACUCUCACAACUGUGAAGUUAGAAAGGCAUUAACAAAACAGGAAAUGCAGAAUGUUGGCAUGGGAAUGAGGACUGGUGGUCGUAACGGCAGCGGUGGUGGAGGAAGGCCGUAUGAUUAUGACCGUGGGUUCAGCCAGGGUGGAAGAGAUGGAAGAUACAACGAUGGUCCAUACAAUUGCAACGAUAAUUACGGGGGUGGACCUGGUGGAUACAAUAAUGGGGGAAACCGUGGUUAUAACCAGGGUUACAAUCAAGGAGGAGGAGGAGGAGGUGGCGGUGGCGGCUAUGGGAAUGGUUAUGACAACAAUGGUUAUGGAAACUGUGGAGGAGGAAACGGUGGUGGUGGUGGUGGUGGCGGCGGAAGCAGCAGCAGCAGUGGUGGCAGCAACAACUACAACAACAUGGGUCACUAUGAUUCCCAGCCCUCAAACUUUGGCCCAAUGAAGAACAACUUUGGUGGUGGAGGUGGGAGGUGUUUUGGUAUGCAUCAUUGGUCUUAG
Molecule: messenger RNA, 1011 nt
Organism: Knipowitschia caucasica
Lineage: Eukaryota; Metazoa; Chordata; Actinopteri; Gobiiformes; Gobiidae
Source: the annotation of a GenBank genome assembly